Cyprinodon tularosa is the source of this 4015-nucleotide messenger RNA. RefSeq names its product estrogen-related receptor gamma-like. Bases 246 to 1673 code for a protein of 475 amino acids. The record is from RefSeq and is a predicted model, not a curated record. Gene Ontology annotation, biological process: regulation of DNA-templated transcription. Gene Ontology annotation, molecular function: DNA-binding transcription factor activity; nuclear steroid receptor activity; sequence-specific DNA binding. Gene Ontology annotation, cellular component: nucleus. The transcript has 9 exons. NCBI's taxonomy places the organism in Eukaryota, Metazoa, Chordata, Actinopteri, Cyprinodontiformes, Cyprinodontidae.
AGUCUCAACAGUCCGUCAGUUAGCGCAGACAGCAGGGAGCAGCUCAGCAGUGAGAGUGACAGGAACACAAUGAGCGGAGCUGAGAGGCACAGGAGAGGGCAGUAGAUGGAGACAGAAAGUUUACUGACUGUAAAAUUGUUUAUUACAAUCGUCUGAAGUACAGGUGCAGCGUAGAAGGGUAGAUAAAGAAAAGGACUGAACAUUUUUAGUUAUAAGUUUAUUCGGGUUAUGGUAGGAGAGCGCACAUGGAUUUAGUCGACCUUUACCUUCCUGAGUGUUUCAGCUACCACGCUGACUCAGAAUAUGGCAGAGUUGGUCCUCCAUAUAUAUAUUGGCAUCCAGGCAGAAUGUCAGUGAGGGGCUUGGACCCCGCCUGUCCUACUUCAAUAAAGCGUGAGCCCUCUAGCCCCAGCCCCAGCUCGCAGGGCGAUGUUAGCCCACCUCAUCCAAGUCCAGCUAGCUCCUCAUCAGACACAAACUCCAGCUACGGUCCCCUUAACAAAGGCCUCAAUCACAACAAUGGGCUUGACUCUCCAAGCCUCUGUGGUCACACAACAGGCUUGGCCAAUAAUGGCGGAACAAACAGGUCCAGGAGGUUUGGGGAGGAAGAAGGUCCAGUGAAGUGUGAGUUCAUGCUGGGCACUGUAGCAAAGCGGGUGUGUCUGGUGUGUGGUGACGUGGCCUCUGGCUAUCACUAUGGUGUGGCUUCCUGUGAGGCUUGCAAGGCCUUUUUCAAAAGGACCAUCCAGGGUAACAUCGAGUACAGCUGCCCGGCAUCAAACGAAUGUGAAAUCACCAAGAGAAGGAGAAAAUCCUGCCAAGCCUGUCGAUUUUUGAAGUGUCUGGCAGUGGGCAUGUUGAGAGAAGGCGUGCGUCUGGACCGGGUUCGAGGAGGCAGACAGAAGUACAAGAGGAGAAUAGAUGCUGAGAACAGCCCCUAUCUACACCCGCAGAACAGCCUGCCACAGAAAAAAACACUUUUCGUAGAUGCGGUUGAGAACAAGGUGGUAUCUCUGCUGCUAGUGGCCGAGCCAGAGAGCAUCUUUGCCAUGCCGGACCCCACCGUACCUGAGAGCGACAUUAAGGCUCUGACCACCCUGUGCGACCUAGCUGACAGAGAGCUGGUGGUCAACAUCGGCUGGGCCAAACACAUACCAGGCUUCCCCACCCUCUCUUUAGCUGACCAGAUGAGUCUCCUGCAGAGUGGCUGGAUGGAGAUCUUGAUCCUUCGAGUGGUGUUUCGCUCACUCGCCACCGAAGACAAACUAGUUUAUGCCGAAGACUACGUCAUGGAUGAGGAACAGUCCAAACUGGCCGGGCUGUUUGACUUGAACAAUGCAAUACUGCAGCUGGUGAAGAAGUACAAAAGCAUGGGGCUGGAAAAGGAGGAGUUUGUUCUUCUCAAGGCCAUUGCUCUCGCAAACUCAGAUUCCAUGCAAAUUGAGGACUCAGAGGCAGUUCAGAGGCUUCAAGAUGUCCUUCACGGAGCUCUGCAGGACUAUGAGGCCACCCACCACCCUGAGGACUGUCGGCGUGCUGGAAAGCUGAUCAUGACUCUCCCUCUUCUCCGUCAGACGUCCGCCCGUGCCGUCCAGCAUUUCUGCAGCAUCAAGCAGGACGGCCGAGUACCUAUGCACAAACUUUUCCUGGAACUCCUGGAGGCCAAAGCUUGAUCAGAAACAGAUCUUUCUGCUACUUUGUGGCCUCAGAGGUUCAACACGAAAUGAAGCAAAGCUUACUGGUGAAUAGUGGGUUCUUGACUGUGUCUACUUGUCCAUUUUAGCUCGCGACCCCAACAUAGCGACUGAAACCUGAUUUUUGUUCAUAUAAGAGGAGUCAAUUUGGCUUAAGUGUGCUAACCGGACGACAUACGUAUGGGAGAAAUGGCUUAAAAGCAGAAUAGCGCCUUCUUUAGAUACGUACAGUUUUAUGCCAAACCUUAUUUCUUUAAUGUUAUUUUAAUAAAACACUCGAUACUUGAAGAUCCUUCUGGAUUGCUUUGCUAAUCUUGAAGCCUGUAAAAUCUGCAUCCUAGUGGUUUAGAGAACAUUUAUGACUUUUAAGACUUUUUUUUUUGCUUUGUUGUAUAGUAGAUAUGUACUGUUAGUCUUGCCAAAGAGUAAAGACUCCUUAUUAUUGCGUUAUGCCAGCAGUUGUCCGUGAUAUUUUGAUGUGGCCUAUGAAAUGUUUCUGCUCCCUUGCUUUAUUGUACUGCAAAAAUAUCUAUUUCCACACAUGAUGGAGGUAUUAUUAUUAAUAUUAAUAAUAUUUCACCAGGUAAUUUCAGGGAAAGAGUACUUAUCUUCCUAAUGCAACUGUACUGCAGCGAAUUGAUAUUUAUUUAUUUGUGGCUCUGUUAUUUUUAUUUAUAAACGGGCUACUGUAGCUAGAUUUUUUUUUUGUAAAGAUUUCUAAUUAAUAUGAUUGUAAGGUCAUUUUUUUACUAGCUUCUCUCUGCUGUACCACUGAUAACUGACACCAUAUCAUGAUGUUACCAUAGAAAUGGAGUCUGUGCUUGAGUAUCAUAGAGUUGUGCAGAACACUAAUGUGACUCCUUGUUUAACAAACAAUAAAAGGGAUGCCAUGAUGUAGAAUUCAAUCCUGAAGUUUACAUGCUGGGUUCACGUGGGGCUUUUAAGGAUUUAUAUCAACUGUUUUCGGUAUUUCUUUAAUCAGAUUGAUAAUAUGGCUCUUUACUUUAAUGAUUUUUAGAAUUUAGAAUAGUUUUGAAAUUAUGGGAGCUUUGAUCUAAUCCAAACAAGCUGAAAUAAAUGCAUAAGAUCAAACUAAUGUUUCCGGGGCAGUUGAACCACAGGCUUGUUGUAUCCAUCAACAAGCGUCUGGUCUAAUAAUAUUUGACCUCUCUUCGUGUCAGAGUUACCAGAGCUCAUUUAAAUUUCCCGCUUUUCCAGCCCAGACUUGACUAUUAAACAUAAUCCUCAACUUUUUAACAUGAAUGAGGUUGGGCUUCUUAUUAGUCUCUUUUAUUCGCUCUCAGUCCAAAUGUGUUUGGAUCCAUGGCCCUGCUAAAACACCAAACCAUGUCCAAGUUUAAACCAUCUAGCUAAUUCGUUAUGACCCAAAUAUUUUGUUAUUGAACUUACUUUCUGCACUUUACCGGUACGACUGGCUGUGAAGCAGCCAUUCGGUAUAACUGCAGAUGUUUGGCAUGUUUGAUGGGCUUGAUUUGGGAGCAGAGAAUAGAUCUUUUUGUCCCGACCCACUCAGACUAUGUUGAUGUUAGACUAGAUGGCUCAAAGGGUUUUUUCCUGAUCAGCCUAGCGCCCACUUUGGUUGAAAUUGUUAAAAAUACAUUGGAAAUGUAUCCUCUUCGUGGCAGUCAUGAAUAAUAUUUAAAUAAGAUGGACUAUUUCUGAAAGGAAGACUUUUUAAACAUGCAUCUGAAGCUUUUGAUUGGUUGGACUCCACAUCGUGCUAUGGUGUAUUUACCCAGUAUGGGUUUGAAAAAAUAUACAGUUGAUUCAAAUGUGUGUGUACGCAACUGUUGGUUUCAGAAAGCUUGGGUUUUAUGCACUGGACUAAUAAAAUUUUAAACGCAUCUUUAAAAGACUGAACUUCACCUUUAAGUUUAUGUAAUUUUGACCAGAACUGUAGAUCUGUAAUUAGGGAAGCAAGUUGAUGUCUUUUUCUAUACUAGAAGUCUGUGUUUAGGAUCAAUUGUAUGCACUGAUUUUAUUUUAGCCAUAAUGUUUUGGGGAACCUGGUGGUGGCACUCUGUUUAUCUGCUAGCGUGUGUUUGUUGUGUGAAGAGUCUUCCGCCACACGUCGAAUGAAGGCGAGGUUGGCUCGGAUCUAAUGUCAGAUAGCACCAACAUGAUGGUCGCUUCUAAAUGUUAAUCCUGUAAGAUUUGCUGUUUGAACAUCAUGUCUUAUACCAACAGAGGUGUUUUACAGAUGUGUUUCUUUUGUUCAUCCCUGCAAGAGUUGAGCUGUGCUGUUUCAUUCUCAGGUGGAUUCUUGGGCAAUAAAGACGAUCCCCUUAAUGCAAAGCUCA